GCAGACAUGAAAGAGAAGAACCCUUGGCACAAAUGUGGCAUUGUGGCGGUGGCUGUCAUUGGCGUCAUUGCUGUGGUGGUCCUGGUGGCCAUCUUGGUAGUCCAGAACAUGCCGCUCUCACAGAAAUACAAGUAUGGGAUCGUGUUGGACGCCGGCUCGUCGCACACGACCGUCUUCAUUUACGAGUGGCCAGCCGAGAAGGACAAUAACACAGGGCGCGCCCAGCAGAAACAUGCCUGUAAUGUCAAAGGCAAGGGGAUCUCCAGCUACGCGGAGACGCCGUGGAAAGCCGGCCAGUCUUUGAGGGAGUGCAUGCAAGAAGCGGAGAUAACCAUCCCCCAUGAAAGACAUGCUGAGACGCCCCUCUACUUGGGGGCCACCGCGGGCAUGAGGCUGCUCAAUAUGAAGAACAGCACAGCUUCGGAUGAGGUGUUCAGGGCCGUGUCGGACGCCCUGCAGACCUUCCCCUUCUCCUACCAGGGCGCCAGAAUCCUCAGCGGCCAGGAGGAAGGUGCCUUCGGAUGGGUCACCGUCAACUACCUGGACGACCGCCUCAAACAGGGCCUGAAAACCACGGGGGCCCUGGACCUCGGCGGGGCGUCCACCCAGAUUAGCUUUGUGUCCAAAACGUGGGACGGCACCGAGUCGCCCGCCAACUCUGUGACCUUCCGCCUCUACGGAAACGACUACAACCUUUACACACACAGCUUCCUGUGUUAUGGGAAGGAUCAGGCUCUCAGAAUGGCAAUGGCGCAACAAACGCGGUCAGGUCCUUCGAGUAUAAAUGACCCGUGCUUCCACCCCGGCUUCGUGGAAACAAAGAACUACUCGGAUCUCUACGACAGCCCCUGCGUGUCGGACAGGAAGCCUCAGGCGGCUCCCGCGUCCUUUCAACACACUGGACUCGGAAACUUCCAACAAUGCCAGGACGUCGUCCGGACCCUGUUCAAUUUCAGCCAAUGCAAAUACAGCCGCUGCUCAUUUAACGGCGUCUUCCAGCCUCCCUUAGAGGGGUUAUUUGGGGCGUUUUCAGCCUACUACUAUGCCAUGGACUUCUUCAAACUAACCAACAUGUCCAUCCCUCUGGAUGAGGUCAAGGAGAGGAUUGCCAAUUUUUGUGCUACACCCUGGGAAAAGGUCAAGGAGGAGAAUCCAAAGGUGAAGUUAAAGUUUUUAGUGGCGUACUGCUUUGCCGGCACCUACCUCAUCACCCUGCUGACGGAAGGAUACAACUUCACCUCAGAAAUGUACUCCAAUAUCAAAUUCAUUGACAAGAUUAAAGGCAGCGACGCUGGUUGGACUCUGGGCUACAUGUUGAACCUGACCAACAUGAUUCCCGCCGAGGCCCCAGACGCGCCGCCGCUGCCAUACGGCAGCUACGUGGCUGUUGUCACCAUCAUGGCUGCUUUACUGUUGUUCCUCCUCUUGCUCGCCGUAUGCGCCUUCAGGCCUGGAUGCACCAAGCAGCCGCAAAUCGUAUAG
Molecule: messenger RNA, 1482 nt
Organism: Nerophis lumbriciformis (worm pipefish)
Lineage: Eukaryota; Metazoa; Chordata; Actinopteri; Syngnathiformes; Syngnathidae
Source: RefSeq, a predicted model, not a curated record